Pelobates fuscus (common spadefoot toad) is the source of this 1345-nucleotide messenger RNA. It is a transcript of the gene NDP, whose product is annotated as norrin cystine knot growth factor NDP. Lineage: Eukaryota; Metazoa; Chordata; Amphibia; Anura; Pelobatidae. Gene Ontology annotation, biological process: positive regulation of DNA-templated transcription; Norrin signaling pathway; Wnt signaling pathway. The transcript has 4 exons. Bases 463 to 864 code for a protein of 133 amino acids. The record is from RefSeq and is a predicted model, not a curated record. Gene Ontology annotation, molecular function: frizzled binding; cytokine activity.
AGAGAGAGAGAGAGAGAAAAAAUAGGAGACGGAGCACUACAGACUUAUUAUUAGAGUUAGGGAGAUAGCUGGAGACAGACAAAAAAGAAAGAGUGAAUUGUUUGUAAAUCACAACAAAGACAAACAGAAACAACACAAGCCUUCACGACGUACCCAGCCUUAUUUGCCCUUUAAAAGAAGAGGCAAGAAUGGACUUUAUUUCUAAGGACAAUUAAAAACUCAUAAAAUUUUUGAGAUCGUGGAUUAAGGAUGGGAAUGCAGUUCUUCCUGAGAACAACUGGAAAACGAGCAUAAAAGAAGAAAUGGUGGAUUUUCAUCAACUCAGAGCAUGAAGAACAAUGGAAGCGUGGAAUCUGAUUCAAGAAUUUGUCAGCAUUCAGAAAAAACACUGGGGUUGUGCAUUUGUGUCCUAAUUUUUUGAGGCCCUUGUUUUGUUGUUUCCAAGAACCCUUUUUGUGAACAAUGGGAAAUUAUGUCUUAUUUGCAUGGAUUUCUGCACUCUCACUGGCAGCGAUACUAAUCAGUGCGGACAGCAAGAAAAGUGGCACUUUCAUCGGAGAGUCCAAUCCUGACCGUUGCAUGAGGCACCAUUAUGUUGAUUCUAUUAACCACCCUCAGCAUAAAUGCACUGCAAAGAUGGUUCUGCUAGCUCGUUGCGAAGGACGUUGUAGUCAGACCUCCCGUUCCGACCCACUUGUUUCCUUCAGUACAGUCCUAAAACAGCCAUUUCGUUCCACUUGCCAUUGCUGUCGGCCGCAGACAUCGAACUUAAAAGCAAUACGUCUGCGUUGCUCAGGAGGACUAAGGCUGACUGCCACAUAUCGCUACAUCCUAUCCUGCCAUUGUGAAGAAUGCAAUUCGUAAAGAUGAACUAAAUAUUGCAGUGGGAUUCUAAAAAAAAAAAAUGGACAAUGAAUACAAAUAUGUUAUUGAAGUUUUGAGGUAAAAACAAUGGCAUCAUUGUGAACGUAUUUAAAUGUCAGCCUUUGUGAAAUGAAAAAACGACCAUUGUCAUGUUUUUUUAUUGUUUUUAUUGUUUUUUAUUUGGAUUAAUGUAUGUUUUUAUGUUCCACAUUUUUAGCAAUGGAUUACAAUUUACUGGUGUUUUUGCCUCACAGUCUAUCUUACAGUGAUCUGCUAAAGGAUGCACACAUUGGACUUUUGUAAAUCAUUUAAUUAAAUCCUUUAAUUGUCAGAUUCCAUUUUAUUUUAUUUUAAAACAAAUCAUUGUUUGACUGCUGAACACUGAAUGGCAGAUUUGUUUGUUUCAAAUGCAAAAGUAAUGUGAUAGACUGACUAAUUAUGAAAUAAAUAUUUAAUGUAUGAACUGUUUUGCCUUUUCAGA